GGAUAAGUCACGCGAUGCGUCACCUCUAGUCAGAAACGUAGCCUGGGCGGGUGAGCGCGGUGACGUCUAGGCGGCGAAGCGAGAGAAGGAUAGGCGACGCUGUGAUGACGAAAGGGAGGCGGCGACCAGGCUGGGCCGGUUUCGGUCCCUCCCACCACAUGGGGUAAGACAGAAGGGAAGGUUCCCCGUCAGUCCCUGGGACCGGCGCCGCCUCAGGAUGGGGCUGCUCUUUGCCAAGCUGUGGAGUCUGUUCAUCAAUCAGGAGCACAAAGUGAUCAUUGUGGGACUUGAUAAUGCCGGGAAGACCACCAUUCUGUACCAGUUCUUAAUGAAUGAGGUGGUUCAUACUUCUCCAACUAUAGGAAGUAAUGUUGAAGAAAUAGUAGUAAAAAACGCACACUUUCUCAUGUGGGAUAUUGGAGGACAAGAGUCCUUGCGAUCAUCCUGGAAUACCUAUUAUUCAAAUACAGAGUUUAUUAUUCUAGUUGUUGACAGCAUUGAUCGAGAGAGGUUGUCAGUCACAAAAGAAGAACUCUACAGGAUGUUGGCACAUGAGGAUUUGCGGAAAGCUGCCGUUCUUAUCUUUGCCAACAAACAGGAUAUGAAAGGCUGUAUGUCGGCUGCUGAAAUUUCUAAAUACCUCACUCUUAGUUCCCUAAAAGAUCACCCGUGGCACAUUCAGUCCUGUUGUGCUUUAACAGGAGAAGGAUUGUGUCAAGGUCUAGAAUGGAUGACAUCCCGAAUUGGAGUAAAAUAACUUCUUCCAGUUACCAAAUGACGCUCACUAUGUGGACAGAAAGCUCCUUCAUGGCAGACAGCUGCUGAUGUAGCUACAUGUUUAACUUAAAACUUAUGAAACCUCCAACAAGCGGCACUUGAAUCAAGUGCAAUUAAACUGAAACUCAGAAGUAUUUUUAACACUUUUGAAAAAUGCACUAAUUUUGGAUGGAUGAACAGUUGGAAUGUCCAGUUCUCCUGGCCACAUAAACUGAACAACUGUCUUUUAACAGCAGUGGCCAUUGACAAAAGUCUUGCCAUUUUCCUGGGCUGGUUUUCUUCCUUUUGUUCAGGUGCUACAAUGAAGCUUUAAGAAUUCCAGUGGUGAGGGUGUUAAGCUAAACCCAUUUCCAAGUGAGAAAGCUCAUAUGCUUGUACACACUACAGAAGUUCUGUAUAACUUUGAAACAAUUAUUUAUUUACAGUCUUUGCCUGUUAUAUACCUGUCAUUGUCACUUUUGCCUUGGAGAACAUAUGCCUUUAAAAAACUUUGUUCAACUGCUGAAUGUUUUAUACCCUGGGUUUACCUAAAAAGUCAGUUUUGUACAAAAACAGUGAAUAUGCUGCAUGUUGGUUGGAAGGACUGCGCUGUGUUCUAAUUGCACAUUUUAUAGGGACAUAUAAAUAUAUCGCAAGGACACUGGGGUAUGCAUAUAGAUCUCCAAAAACAUUGUGUGAUAAUAUGGUCAUAAAAGCUAAACUCUUCCCAGUACUGUUUUUCAAGUUUAUCUAGUUCUACAGCCUGAUUCUAAGUAAUUCCUGCAUAGAAAUCUGUGUAAGUUUUAAUUACUGAAAAUAACUCUACUUCUCAGUAAAGUUGGUCUGAUGCCUCAGAAAUCUGUUACCAUUUCCCCCAGAAAGAUUACUCAUUCUACAGAUUAUAGGCACAAUGGCUCACUUUUUGUAUGUUUUUCAAAAAUAACUGCAAACUUUCAACAGCAGUAUUCUAAAGGGUUUUAAAAUACCAAGUUAUUUUCAUGUUGUACCACUGGUUGACUUUCUGUCUGGAAGUAAUUCUGGUCUGUUACAUGAAAGCAAACUAUCUGCUUGAACAUAACUGGAACUCUAUCCAAACUAGGAAGAAGAUAUCCUGAAGGCCCACUUGCCUGCUGAAAGUAAGAGAAUAAAACUAAAAUGCCAUGCUUGUAUUUUUCCCGUCGGCAAGGCCUUAUAGGAUACCCGUCAGAAGCAGUUAGCAUCCAGGAAGUGGCAUGGGGAAGGUUUCAGCUUCCUUCCUUAUCAGCGUAGCUCUGAUUAAAGGCAGGUAAAGCCUGUAGCAGCUGUCAAGGCAGCUUAAGAUGCCCCUUGGUUAAGGAGGGAGUCUGGAGGAUCCAGUGACAAAUCUACUAAGUCACAUCUGACUUGGCCCUUGCUCCUAUACGAAUGCUGUGAAGGAAAGUGCUUGUAGUGAGCUUUUCCUUCUAUGCCGAACCACGAGAAUGAAGUUACAGGCCACAUAUUGGCAAUGCUGUGAUGAAUUGUAACAUAACUUUUAUGAGAAUAAGGCAAAGAUAAAUUUGGGUGGAUCUUGCUGUCCCUCCUUUUUCUUCAGGAAAAGUGAUAUUUAAGGGAGUAGAAGAUUAUUUCCAGAACAGAAGCUGAAACGGAUGGGGCUAUCACUUGAAAAGGAGCUCAGCCAGCUAAGGGGGAGGAUCCUCAGUACUGUGUAUGCCCUUAAAGUGGCAGUUGCCCAUUGGUUGUAGCAGGUCGGAGAAAUAUUUCAACAAGGGGAAGAGGGUCACAUUUGGACUACUUGAAUUGUCCUGUGGUACAUAAGGUCGAGAGCCAACAUGUAGUGAUUAAGAGUGAUGAACUCUGGAGAAUCGGGCUUGAUUCCCUUCUCCUCCAAGUGAAGCCUACUCAGUGACCAUGGCCCAGUCACAGUUUUGCCAGUAUUCAUUCAGCAAGUUAUGGUCAACCAUUUCUAAACACACAUGGCCUUGAGAACCGUAUGGGGUUGUCAUAAAUUGGCUGCGACUUGACGACGCUUUCCACCCCCACGUAAGAUCAUCUUCAUCACAUCCUGGGCUUUUGGGAAACUGAUAUAGUGGGAUGGUGAAUCCCCGUGCCUAGAGGUAUCGGCUCAUUUGACGUCUUAGAAUGAUGGUGUCUGAAGCCCACCUGCUAUAGGAGUUAGAUGUAAGCUGUGCUUCAAAGUUCCAUGCACUUUGUUUAAGCAUGUUUUGCAGUAUCUAAUGAAGUACCAUCAGCUUAUUUUUUAAUGAUGGCCCUUCAGCAGAUUUUGUCAUUUUUAACAUCGUGGACAUUUGUGAUAAAGUGAAAGGGAGGUUUUCUCUGUAGAACUGGUAUGUUGUUUGCCCAAAAAUGCUGUCUUUGCAGAAGGCCUUUCUCCUUGCCCUGCCUUCUCAGUUUUGGCUGUACUCAGAGACUUCGCAGUGCUGUGAAUUACCACUUGCUGUUUUAUUAAGGGUGAAGGCAAUUUAGUAUUUAAGCUGUAGUUCUUGCUAUACCAUGAGAUUUCAAAAAUACAGAUCCCUUUUGGCCAAUGUCAUAUGUCAUUGAAUUAUGGUUUAGUAGACUGCACACUUAUACCAAAUCAGCAGCAUUGUAUUGCAUUAUAAAUGUUUGUCGAGGGGAAGUACUAUGCUGUGCAAACCAGUGGUUAUCUUGCACAAAAUUGCAAAAACUGUCUAUGGUGAAUAUGGUGCUUGUUAGGGGGAGGAUGGGGUCAAAUGCCAAAACAGCUUCUCUGAGAGAAGGUCUGUGCAGCCUCUCUCUUGCUUGUAUGUAAACUGGUUUUUAACUUGUGAUCAUGGUGUCACGUCCUUCCAACUUCCUUACAUUGUACAAUUUUUACUGUGCAAGACUGCUUCAAUUCCAUCUCUUCCUUUGGAAGAACUUGAGAUUAAACAAAGUCUACAGCCAGAAUGUUCUUUGUGUUGUGGAAAGAGUCUGUUUAAUUGCCAAACUUUCUCCUUACCAGACAAGUUUCCAUCAAAAUUACAUUGUUACUAUCAUUUUUUUCAGUGAUCACUUUGGCAAAGCUGCAUUUUGAAGUAUAUUGGAAUUGGCGAGACAAUAUAUCUGUAAUUGAC
Sphaerodactylus townsendi is the source of this 3833-nucleotide messenger RNA. RefSeq names its product ADP ribosylation factor like GTPase 5B (gene ARL5B). The transcript has 6 exons. Gene Ontology annotation, cellular component: trans-Golgi network; cytoplasm. The record is from RefSeq and is a predicted model, not a curated record. Gene Ontology annotation, biological process: vesicle-mediated transport; protein localization to Golgi membrane; intracellular protein transport. NCBI's taxonomy places the organism in Eukaryota, Metazoa, Chordata, Lepidosauria, Squamata, Sphaerodactylidae. Bases 218 to 757 code for a protein of 179 amino acids. Gene Ontology annotation, molecular function: GTPase activity; GTP binding.